AGGAAGGAAUGAAGGAAUGAAGGAAGGGACUUAAACAUCCCUCCUAUCAAACAACAGAUAAUCAACUGCUGGGUUAAAUGCUGCUUUGAAGCCUUUUAUCUCAGUAGAAGGAAUUAUAAAAACCCCAUGUCACCAUAGGAUUGAAUCCAAAUCUCACCAUUGUGUUAAAACAUAAUCACAACUUGAUCGUGUGUAGGAGACUAGGAGACUAGGAAAGGACACUUCAGUUUUUCCCCUUUUUAGUCUCGACACCAACUGAACCUGAAGUGUUCUAAAUAAUAACUUUUUUUUUUCUUAAAAAAUUACUACAGUAAUAUUUUUUUAAAAUCCUUAUGGCAAUGGAUUCUGAAGCGAAUGAAUUCCAGCUCAGAUUUGAAGAACUGAAGAGACAGGGAAGCAGUUCGUCCAAUGACAGAAAGGCAGAGUGGGAACACAUGGCCCAGCUGUGCGUGAAGAACCUGCGUCUGGACAUAGCCCGCGUAUGUCUUGCAAGACUGGGCAAUGCCAGGGCGUUAAAAGCCCUGAGGGAAGUCGAGGCUGAGCCGGAACUACAAGCACAGGUGGCGAUGUUGGCCACUCACCUUGGCAUGCUGGAAGAGGCUCAGACCUUGUACAGGAGCUGUCACCGCUUUGACCUUCUGAACAUCUUCUACCAGGCUUCAGGCCGGUGGCAGGAGGCCCUGGAGACAGCCGAGGGCCACGAUCACAUUAAUGUGAAGAACACCUACUACAGAUAUGCCAAAUACCUGGAGUCCACAGGGGACACGCCCCAGGCCAUUGACUAUUUUGAAAAGUCGGACACUCACAGGACUGAAGUUCCUCGGAUGCUCCAGGACGACCUUUCUGCUCUGGAGGUCUACGUUAACAAGAAGAAGGACAAGGACAUCUUUAAGUGGUGGGCUCAGUACCUGGAGACCCAGUCGGAGAUGGACUCAGCGCUACAUUUUUAUGACUGUGCUCAGGAUUAUCUGUCCUUGGUGCGACUCCACUGCUUCAUGGGCAGCAGCCAAAAAGCGUUUGAGAUCGCCCACGCCUCGGGUGACAGAGCAGCGUCGUACUACCUGGCCAGACACUACGAGCGUCAUAACGAGGUCAAACAGGCGGUGCACUUCUACAUCCGCGCCCAGGCCUACAACAACGCCAUCAGACUUUGUAAGGACAACGGUCUGGACGACCAGCUGAUGAACAUGGCUCUGCUCAGUAACCCCGAGGACAUGAUGGAGGCCGCGUGUUACUACGAGGAGCGAGGCACCCACAUGGACCGAGCCGUCGACCUUUACCACAAGGCUGGCCGUGUGUCCAAAGCUCUGGAGCUAGCCUUUGCCACGGAACAGUUCUCCGCACUUGAGUCAAUCGUGGAGAACUUGAGCAAGAACGCAGACCCCGCCCUGCUGGCGCGCUGCUCCGACUUCUUCAACACGCAUUCGCAGUACGACAAGGCAGUGGAAUUACUGGUAACUGCCAAGAAGUACCAACAGGCCCUGGAGUUGUGUGUGGUCAGGGACGUGGUCAUCACGGAGGAGCUGGCGGAGAGGAUGACACUGGAGUCCAAGGAUCUGCCCGAGGAGGAGCGCAGGACGGUGCUGCAGAGGUUAGGAGACUGCUGCAGGCACCAGGGCAACUACAGCCUGGCCUCCAAGAAAUACGUGCAGGCGGGCAACAGGCUGAAGGCCAUGAAGUCUCUCCUGAAAUCUGGAGACACAGAGAAAAUCAUAUUCUUCGCCAACUUUUGUCGUCAAAAAGAGCUUUUUCUCAUGGCCGCCGACUUCCUCCGCUCUCUGGACUGGCAGAACGAUCCAGAAGUCCUGAAGACGAUUAUACAUUUUUACACUUCGGCCAAAGCCCAGGAUCUUCUGGCCGACUUCUACGAAGCCUGGGCUCAGGUAAAUAUUGACGAGUAUCAACGUUAUGAAGAUGCGAUGAACAUUUUGACCGAAGCAGCCAAGUGUCUCACCAAAGGCCAGGACCCGUCGUCUGAACGGGACGAUCCCAGAUUGACUCGUCUGAAGCACAAGGUCGUCCUGAUAAAGAAAUACGUCCGUGCACGAAGAUUGUGCGAGGAGAACCCUGGGUUUGCCGUGCAGAUUUGCGAGGCCCUGCUGCAGGAGCCGGACGUGGACCACGCCGUCAGACUGGGGGACAUUUAUGGUUUCCUGGUGGACCAUCACUGUCAAAAAGGAAACAUUCAUUUGGCUGUCGUUAAGCUGCGGGAGCUUCGUCAGCUGCUACCGUCCACCAACGUUGGACGUUUCAUCAGCAAGUCCAGUGCGGAGGUGUUGAAGAAGGAGACACUCGUUCACAGCGAGCGAGGUGACGGCGGACACGUUUCGGACGAAGAUUUGUUGCUGUAAUAAAACCACCGAUAAAAUC
This is a messenger RNA of Cynoglossus semilaevis (tongue sole), 2370 nucleotides long. RefSeq names its product intraflagellar transport protein 140 homolog. Gene Ontology annotation, molecular function: protein binding. The record is from RefSeq and is a predicted model, not a curated record. The coding region runs from base 333 to 2351 and encodes 672 amino acids. Gene Ontology annotation, cellular component: ciliary basal body; axoneme; intraciliary transport particle A. The transcript has 13 exons. Lineage: Eukaryota; Metazoa; Chordata; Actinopteri; Pleuronectiformes; Cynoglossidae. Gene Ontology annotation, biological process: intraciliary retrograde transport.